Penicillium soppii is the source of this 1626-nucleotide messenger RNA. RefSeq names its product putative 1,4-beta-D-glucan-cellobiohydrolyase (gene cbhB). The transcript has a single exon. Gene Ontology annotation, cellular component: extracellular region. The coding region runs from base 1 to 1626 and encodes 541 amino acids. Gene Ontology annotation, molecular function: cellulose binding; hydrolase activity, hydrolyzing O-glycosyl compounds. Gene Ontology annotation, biological process: carbohydrate metabolic process. The record is from RefSeq and is a predicted model, not a curated record. Lineage: Eukaryota; Fungi; Ascomycota; Eurotiomycetes; Eurotiales; Aspergillaceae.
AUGGCCUCCACUCUGUCUUUCAACAUCUACAAGACUGCCCUGCUCUUUGCCGCCUUCCUCGGGGCCGCAAAGGCACAGCAAGUCGGCACAAAUACUGCUGAAGUCCAUCCAUCGUUGACUUGGCAAAAGUGUACCACCGGAGGCAGCUGCACUUCGCAAUCCGGCAAGGUCGUCGUUGAUGCAAACUGGCGCUGGCUCCACAGCAACACCGGCUACACCAAUUGCUAUACCGGCAAUACGUGGGAUGCUACCCUCUGCCCAGACGAUGUGACCUGUGCCACCAACUGCGCUCUCGAUGGUGCCGACUACUCGGGCACUUAUGGUGUGACAGCUAGCGGCAGCUCAUUGCGCUUGAACUUCGUCACUACAGCAUCCCAGAAAAAUAUUGGCUCGCGUCUCUACCUUAUGGAGAAUGAUACCAAGUAUCAAAUGUUCCAGUUGCUCAACCAGGAAUUCACCUUCGAUGUCGAUGUUUCGAACCUUCCAUGCGGCCUCAAUGGCGCCUUGUACUUUGUGUCCAUGGACUCUGACGGAGGAAUGGCCAAGUAUCCUGCAAACAAAGCCGGUGCCAAGUACGGUACUGGCUACUGCGAUUCGCAAUGCCCGCGUGAUCUCAAAUUUAUCAAUGGGCAGGCUAAUGUGGAAGGAUGGGUGCCUUCCUCUAAUGACGCCAACGCCGGUACUGGCAACCACGGGUCUUGCUGCGCCGAGAUGGAUAUCUGGGAGGCCAACUCGAUCUCCAAUGCGGUUACUCCUCAUCCCUGUGACACCCCAACCCAAGUCAUGUGCACUGGAGAUGCCUGUGGAGGCACAUACAGCUCUGACCGCUACGGCGGUACUUGUGACCCUGAUGGAUGCGAUUUCAACCCAUACCGCCAGGGCAAUCAAUCCUUCUACGGACCGAGCAAGAUUGUGGAUACCAAAUCUCCAUUUACAGUGGUGACUCAAUUUAUUACCAAUGACGGCACCUCUACAGGUACUCUAUCAGAAAUCAAGCGCUUCUACGUUCAAAACGGCAAGGUCAUCCCCCAGUCAGUAUCCACUAUCAGCGGUGUGAGCGGUAAUUCUAUUACCGAUUCCUACUGCUCCGCCCAGAAGAAAGCCUUCGGUGAUACAGACGUCUUCACCAAGCACGGAGGCAUGGCAGGCAUGAGCGCCGGUCUUGAUGAGGGCAUGGUCCUUGUUAUGAGUCUCUGGGAUGACCACAACUCCAACAUGCUCUGGCUGGACAGCACCUACCCCACGACUGCCAGCUCGACUACACCCGGUGCUGCUCGUGGUAGCUGUGAUAUCUCCUCUGGUGAACCGACUGAUGUUGAAACUAACGAUGCUAAUGCCUACGUCAUCUACUCGAACAUCAAAGUCGGCCCUCUCGGCUCCACAUUCAGCUCAGCCAGCUCUGGUUCUGGCACUACAACCACCACUACCACCAAGGCUACUACUACGACCACUACUAAGGCCACUACUACCACUACCAAGGCUACUACUACCACCACUACUGGAUCUACCACAACUGGGGCUGCCCACUAUGCGCAAUGCGGUGGAUCUAGCUGGACUGGUGCCACCACUUGUGCCAGCCCGUACACCUGCCAGAAGCAGAAUGACUUCUAUUCCCAGUGCCUGUAG